AUGAAGGACUUGAAAGAACUGCAAAGUCGAAACAGAAUUUUGGUUUUAAACACUUACCUCCAUCAAGUCCAAAAAGAGGCGCGCCAGAAGUUCAACGCUGCGAAAGCUUCAGCAGCAGAGCAGCAAAAUGAAGAAAAUAAAAAUGAUUUCAAAAAAGAAAAUGACAGCAGCAAAACAGAAGAAGAAGAAGAAGAAGAAGAAGCAGCAACUUCGAGAGCAGAACCGAAAAACGCGGAUGAAUACAUCAAGAGAGCCAUGGAUGCAAAGACAGCCGAGCUCGAUGCAGAAGAAGCAGCAGAAAUCAAAGAAUUGAAAGACAGGCACUUCGCCGAGCUGGCAGAGAUGGUGAACGACGAGAAGACGGCUACCAUCGGCCCCUUAGCGUCGCACAAGCGCGGGGUGUUCUUCGCUGAAGAGGAGGCGACGCUGCAUGCAGCCGAGUUUGGGGCUUUGCAUACAGCGCAUGCAGCCGAGUCUGGGGCUUUGCAUGCAGCGCAUGCAGGGGAGCCUGGGGCUUUGCAUGCAGCGCAUGCAGGGGAUGAUGGGGCUGCGCAUGCAGCGCAUGCAGGGGAAGACGGGGCUGCGCAUGCAGCGCAUGCAGAGUUUGGGGCUUUGCAUGCAGUGGCUGCGUGGCAGCAGCGCAUGCGUUCGGGAAGUGCUGCUGCGUUUUUGGCUGCGCGGGAGAAGCAGCAAAUGCUGCAGCAGCUAGAGGCCUUUGCGCAGGGCUUUUUGCAAAUUCUAAAAGAAGAAAAAGAAAGACAAAUGCAACUUUUGAAAAAUAAACAAACACAAAGACAACACAGAAGAGAUGCCAAGGGCCUCCACAGACGCAAAAGCUCCAACGCCAAGAGACACACCCGCAGAGGUUCUCGAAAGAGCGUUUUGGACUUCAAGGCUGAGCGGCUGCAGAGCGAAAGGGAAAGGGAGAAAAAACUCAAGGAAAAAGAAGAACAGCAGACCCGCUGGCACCCGGUGUACAGACAGAUCAUUGAAGAGGAGACAAAAGCUGCUUCUUUUGAAGUUUUCAAGGAGACGCAAAACAUAACUCCGCGGGGCCCCACACUUGUGAACAUUGAGAAAGUCCUCAGCUCUUUAGAAGAAGGUUCUUUCAUGCGGAAGGCAGUGGCAAGUUUGGGGCUUUUAGCUGCUGCAUGCGGCCCCCUAGCAGCAGCAGCAGCAGCAGCAGCAGAAGCAGAAACCAGCAGCACCGAGUCCGACGACAGCUCCAUCUCCAGCGGCAGCAGCAACAAGGCCAGCAGCAGGCAGCGCAGCAAGAAGCCGCCGCCCAGCAGCAGCAGCAGCAGCAGCAGCAGCAGCAGCAGUGAGGAGGAAGAGGAAAGCAGCAGCGAGGAUGAAAGCAGCAGCAGCAGCAGCAGCAGCGGCAGCGCCAGUGCCAGCGGCAGCGAGGGCAGCAGCAGCAGCGAGGAAAGCAGCAGCCACACACAACCAGACAGCCCAACACAGCCAACUGCAGCGCAGCAGCAGCAGCAGCAGCAGCUAGCUCGCAGUAGCGUAGGUACAGCUUCAGAGGACUCACAAGCAGCAAAGCCUGCCGCAAAGCAGCAGCAGCAGCAGAGCAGCAGCGGCAGCGGCAGCAGCGGCAGUAGCAGCAGCGAUAGCAGCAGCGAAGCCAGUGGUGACACUAGUAGCGAAGAGAGCAGCAGCAGCAGCGGCAGCAGCAGCAGCAGCAGCGGCAGCAGCGGCAGCAGCAGUGGCAGCAGCGGCAGCAGCAGCAGUGCAGAGGGAAACAGCAGCGAAACAGAGUCAUCGGCCGCUCAACCGCAGCGGGCAACCGGAGCUCCCGCAGCAGCAGCAACAGCAGCAGCAGCAGCAGCAAAGAAGUCAUCUAGCUCCUCCGCCAGUAGCAGCAGCAGCAGCAUCAGCAGCAGCUCGUCUGAUGAGGAAACACCGCAGCCCUCUGUUCGCGCACUGCAGCAGCCAGCCCCUGCCCGCAGCAGCAGCAGCAGCAGCAGCAGCAGCGGGAGCAGCAGCAGCACCGGAAGCAGCAGCAGCAGCUCUGAAGGGCCAGCGCGGCAGCAGAGCAGCAGCAGCAACAGCAGCAGCGAAAAUGCGCAGAGCAGCAGCAACAGCAGCAGCUCAUCCGGUGACGACACCAGCAGCAACGGGAGCUCGUGA
Molecule: messenger RNA, 2136 nt
Organism: Eimeria tenella
Lineage: Eukaryota; Apicomplexa; Conoidasida; Eucoccidiorida; Eimeriidae
Exons: 9
Coding region: 1-2136 (711 amino acids)
Molecular function (GO): mRNA binding
Source: RefSeq, a predicted model, not a curated record